UGCCUGGAUGCAGUGCAUUUGUCGGUUUUGUUAUUUAAAUAUAUGUGAUCGAAAAUAUUUAAUCAUGGGUGGAUCUUAAAGAUUCAAACGAGAAAUAUGGUUCGGUGUAAAGAUUAUAACUGACGCAUUGCAAAAAAUGGAGGAUUCACAGCGUUCAUUUAUGUUCAAAAUUAUAUUAGCUAUAGGAUUUGGUGUUUUACAUCGUUGGCAUGUUUCUACUAUAUUUGAAAAUGACAGACAUUUCUCUCAUUUAUCACGAUUGGAAAGAGAAAUGUCUUUUAGAACCGAAAUGGGCAUGUAUUACUCUUAUUUUAAGUCAAUUGCAGAGUCUGACAAUUUUUUUGAAGGCUUGCACAAAGUGCACCAUGACAAUCUUUCUGAAUAUCCCAGUGUUAUCAAUGCUGAGAGUAAAUACAAUUUAGGUCCAGAGGUGAAUAUUGGUGUAAUUUAUCACUUAAUGAAGUAUCUGAAUUUAUUACCAGAGACAGUUUGUUGGCAGGUUGAAAGAGGUGCAGGUUUAUCAGUUGUCACAAGUUGCACUGGACUGGGAGAACCAAUAUAUUUCUAUUUAGAAUUUGUGUGGUUGUUUGCUGCUGUUACCGGAGCGACAAUAUUUUUGUAUGGGGCCCAUCUUAGUGGAUCGAUUGGAGGAGGUUUAAUAUCAAUAGCAUCAUUUUUCUUUAAUCACACAGAAUGCACCAGAGUUCAAUGGACACCACCAUUGCGAGAAAGUUUUGCAUAUCCUGCACUUCUUUUUCAAAUGUAUACACUAUCAGAAAUUCUGAAGAAAAGAAAAAGACCACAAAAUAUCACCCUUUAUGCUGACCUAGUUAUGUUAGUAACGUUUUGCUUGCUCAGUUGGCAAUUCUCACAAUUUGUGUUUGUUACCCAAACCAUAGCAAUGCUCAUUCUUAAGUGGCUCAGAAUUAUUGAUAAGAAAAUGUAUUCCUUUUACUGUUCAAUGCAUUUAUUUGCCAUUAUUUUAGCCAUAGUUUUAACUCGAAAUUCAUUUCUUAUCACUUCUGUGCACUUAGCUCUCAUAGUAGUCAGUUUUGGUUUGUCUGAAGUAAGCCAUUUUUUAUCACGCCUGUUUGAUCCAAAGACAAUAACUCUCUUAGAAAUAGCAUUUGUUUUAGUAUUUUGUAAAUUGUGGAAAAUGUUUUUUGUUAACAAAUCUGAUGAUGAGCAUAUUUUCAAUUUACUGCGCUCCAAAAUUUCUUCUUAUAAAGAUUUUCAUACCAUGCUGUACACAUGUUCUCCAGAAUUCGACUUUUUAAAGUACGAAACGUAUGAAGCAUUGGUGAAAACUUUCUUGUUGCAAACAAAUAUUCUUGUUUUUAUUUUAGUACUGUACUAUUGGUAUAGAAAUUUAAAAACUCACGGUUUUCCUGGAUGCAUAGAACCCCAUGUAGCUUACAAUAUAUUACAAUCAGGGGCCUUUACAAUCAUGGCAAUUUUUGUAAUGAGGUUGAAACUAUUUAUGACCCCGCACUUAUGUAUUUUGUCUGGAUUAGUAUGUAGUAAAAGGUAUCUGAUCAAACUAGGAGUCAAAAGACAAGUAAUGGUUGGUGCUUUGAUUGCUAUUCUUUUGGCAACUAUGUCUUACCAUGGUUUUCCUCGAGUGAAACAAGAAAGACAAUUAAUAGGAGAAUACAGUAACAUUGAACAAGAAGAGUUACUAGAAUGGAUAGAUAAGAAAACUCCUUCAAGAGCUGCCUUUGCUGGUAAAAUGUCUUUGAUGGCUAACAUUAUGUUAUCAACCAGAAGACCAGUAGUGAAUAAUCCUUACUACGAAAGUAAAUCCAUGAGAGACAAGACCUUGAACGUAUACGAAAUGUAUAGUAGAAAAAGUGUGUCCGAAGUUCACGAUACAUUGAAAAAAUUGCAAGUUGACUACCUCAUAAUAGACGAGACUCAGUGCUACGGGAUUGGUUAUUGGAAGUCGGGAUGCAAAAUGAUUGAACUGUGGGACUUGAUGGAUCGUGGGGCAUCGCGCGGCGCGGGUAAACUUCCCGUUUGUCCGAUAUUGUAUCGCGGCAAUGCUCAUCCGUUUCGACGAGUUUUUGAAAAUCGUAGUUAUGUAGUGCUACAGCUCAACUAUACCAAAUACUUGGAGUACAAGCCAAAGAAUGUUUUUGUCGCGUGACCGCAAAUUUCGAUUGGAUAAUCGCAGGUUGGAGCGUUGAUCUGUUUUUGUGUAAAAGCAAAGCUAUGCUUGGUGGAUUAUACAAGCGAAUGUUUAAAUUGAGAGAAAAAAUGUAAUAGUAUUGAAGUGGCGUACACGUGUACAAACAAAAAUAAUGUUAUGAUAAUGAUUUAUCGCGGCAAUUUGAAAUUGUCAUGAUUUUUAUUCAUUGUUAUUGCUAGUUCGACUGUUAUUAUUAAGAAUACUAAGAAAAUAAAACGAUUUUUAUAAGUAA
This is a messenger RNA of Trichogramma pretiosum, 2420 nucleotides long. Its product is annotated as probable C-mannosyltransferase DPY19L1. Gene Ontology annotation, molecular function: mannosyltransferase activity. NCBI's taxonomy places the organism in Eukaryota, Metazoa, Arthropoda, Insecta, Hymenoptera, Trichogrammatidae. The record is from RefSeq and is a predicted model, not a curated record. The transcript is spliced from 9 exons. The coding region runs from base 137 to 2146 and encodes 669 amino acids. Gene Ontology annotation, cellular component: nuclear inner membrane.